GACAAUCUCCGCACUCAAAUCUCUUCUCUAAUGGCGGCUUCUUCGUCUUCAAGUCUCCAUUUUCUCACUCUUAGUUUAUCUGCACUUUCCCUUUCAGACCUAAUUAGUUUUUCUUCUUCGAAUUUGAACUUGUAACGAAUCGUAAUUGUUUGCAGGAACUAGAGAGAUGAUCCACUUUUUUCGAACUGCUUCCUUCGGAGAACUGACUUCGUUCAAGAGUAAUUUCAAUCUGUUGAAGGACCUCCAAAUGAAGGAAGGUUCUGCCGAAGCCGUGCUGAAUGCUAGGGAUCCCGAUGGUCUGACUAUAUUGCAUUAUGCGGCUGCCGGAGGAAAAACUCAGAUCGUCAAGUUUCUCGUGGAGGAAGCAAAACUCGAGGUCGAUAUCAAGGAUUUCAAUUCCAAUUCGACUCCUCUGCAUCAUGCAAUUUUUGAAGAGCAUCUUCCCACGGCGAUUUAUCUUCUUGAGAAAGGUGCAGAUCCGAAUGCUGCAACUACGAAGGGGUAUACUCCUUUGCAUUAUGCUGCAGAACAUGGACCUAAGAAGCUUAUAGAGCUCUUGAUAUCAAGAGGGGCUGAAAUCAAUGCUAUGGCUGAUUGUGGUACUCCGUUGCAAUAUGCAGUAGGAAAAAGGAAGAAGGAAUUUGUCAAGGUUCUGUUGGAUCACCAUGCCAAUCCAAAUCUGAUUUCUCGUGAUCAAUAUUCUCCAUUGCUGUUAUCCAUCGUCGCUAAAUCAAUUGAAUGCACUAAGAUGUUGCUAAAGGCAGGAGCGGAUCCAAACAUUCAUGGGUCAGAAGGAAUAAGGACUCCUCUGGGAAUUGCAGCUUCUGAAGGGGACGCAGAAGUUGUUAAAUGCCUGUUGAAUGCUGGAGCUGAUCCAAAUGUCACAAACAAUGAAGGGAUGACACCAGUUGAACUGGCAGCAUUGACUGGUACCCAUCAAGAUGUAAUGAUCCUUUUUCCAGUGACUUCUCCCGUUCCAUCUGUUCCUGAAUGGAGUGUUUCUGGAUUAAUCAAGCAUGUUGACUCUCAUGUGGCUAGAGAAGAGAGGGAGCGGAAGUCAAAAGAGCUAUUUUUGCUUUAUAAGUCAAAAGGAGCAGAGGCCUUUGACCAAAAGGAUUAUUUUGGUGCAACACAGUGGUACACAGAGGCACACUUUAUCAACCCUACUGAUGCAACUGUACUAUCCAACCGUAGUCUUUGCUACUCCAGAAUGAAUGAAGGGGAGCUUGCUCUAGAAGAUGCUCAAGAUUGCAUCAAGUUGAGGCCUGAUUGGCCAAAGGCAUAUUACAGGGCAGGUUCUGCUUGGAUGGUAUUGAAAGAGUUUGAGAAAGCCGCAGAUGCUUUUUAUCAUGGUUGGAAAAUGGAUAAAGAAAACAAGGAGAUUGAACGUGCUUUCCGGGAGGCAAUGGAGGCCCAACGAAACAAAAUGCGUUCCUUCCCAUACUAAAGAUGGCAUAGAUUAUGCUAUUCUCUUGUUGGCACCAUACCUUCUCCAAUCUGUCAAAGCAGAGUUGUAAAGAUGUGAAAAACUCUACCAUGCUGUGUCUUUUUGGUCACGGAGUUGACUCAAGGGGAAGCUUACUGGCCUAGUAUUAUCUACUGAG
This is a messenger RNA of Rubroshorea leprosula, 1604 nucleotides long. Lineage: Eukaryota; Viridiplantae; Streptophyta; Magnoliopsida; Malvales; Dipterocarpaceae. The record is from the annotation of a GenBank genome assembly.